UCCGUAAUGAAUACCCGUCCUCACUAAAACACUGGGCGGUGUUGUUGAUCUCAAACCGGCUAGUUGUGUUGCUUUAUCGGAAUGACAAUGUAGGAUAUGUUUUAAAUCAACGUUUUAAAGGCACUAUACCCUUGGCUCAAAUAUGCUCGUUUGAUAUUUUAAAGUCUACUGCAUCAGGCUGGAUACAACACUACUCAUGGAAGAUGUUGAUGAAUUUCGGGACGACGUCAUUCCGAUUAAACCCAAUCCAGUACUCGAAAAAUGUAUUGUAUUCAAAGUAUACAAGAGGAGAUGGUUCAUUCUAUUCGUGCUGUGCUUGCUAAAUUGCUCAAACUCCAUAUUAUGGCUGACCUUUGCUCCAGUGGCAGACCAUUCAGCCCAGUUCAUGGGUGUCACCCUGGACCAGAUCAACUGGCUGUCCAUCAUCUACAUGGUGGUGGCCAUUCCUCUCAGCUUUGGGACCACAUGGAUGCUGGACACCUUAGGACUCCGAAUCACACUUGUGCUGGGUUCCUGGCUCAACAUGUUGGGAGCUGUGCUGCGUUACGUGGGCAUCAUGAGGAGCCUACCAAGUGCAGCCAAUUUCCCCGUGGUGAUGGGGGGCCAAACCCUGUGUGCCCUGGCCCAGCCCCUGGUUAUCUUCACUCCCACCAAGCUGGCAGCCCUCUGGUUCCCAGAGCACCAGCGGGCCACCGCCAAUAUGAUAGCCUCCAUGUCAAAUCCCCUUGGGAUUCUCAUUGCUAGCAUCUUUUCCCCUAUGAUUGUGGGGACUACCAACAACAUCGCUUUAAUGCUGUUCAUAUAUGCUGUACCAGCAGCCAUUAUCUGUCUCCUAGCAACAGUGGGGAUCCGUGAUAGUGCCCCCCCAACGCCCCCCUCAGCCAGUGCCGAAAGCUCCAAUUCAGAGCCCUUCCUGGAGGGAAUCAAGCUGCUCCUGAGGAACAAGGCCUACAUGAUUCUCCUGCUGUGUUUCGGCUCGGGGAUCGCUGUGUUCACCUGCUUCUCUACACUGCUGGAGCAGAUUAUGUGCGUCCGAGGAUACACUAAUGACUUUGCAGGACUGUGCGGAGGUCUCUUCAUCGUGUUCGGUAUAGUCGGAGCUGGCUUCCUGGGUCUCUACGUUGACAAGACCAAGAAGUUCACAGAGGUCACCAAGGUCAACAUGAGCCUCUCAGCGCUGGCCUGCAUUGCCUUCUCAGUGGUAUCUCAGAUGCGGAAUCAGGGAAUAGCCGUGGCCGUUGCUUGUUCGCUCUUCGGCUUUUUCGGCUUCUCCAUUUACCCGGUUGCCAUGGAGUUGUCUGUGGAGUGCUCCUACCCGGUUGGGGAGGCCACCUCAGCAGGCCUGAUAUUUAUAUCAGGACAGAUCCAGUCAGUUAUCUAUAUACUGCUUCUUCAGGGGUUGACCAAACCAAUGGCCUACUCGCCCUUCUCUACCUGUUCUGUAGGAGGUGAUGCGGCCUUGAGUUGGAGGGUGCCCGUGCUGGUGAUGGCAGGCCUGUUCAGUGUCUUUACAUGCUGCUUCGUUAUCUUCUUCCACACGAAGUACAGGAGACUGGAUGCUGAGGCACAGGCUGGUGGAAAAAUGCCAACUCUGACAACCUGUGACAGCACGUCAAACUCUGACCCAAAGUAGGCACAGGCCAGGGGUUAACUGAGCUGCUUUGAGAUCACUAUGUCACUGGCAUCAUUUCAGAAGCACGCCAAUUCUCACAGGAGGCCAAGUGUAUUGACUUACCAUUACAUUCCUUUACAAAUAAUAUUUAGGUUUUCGGAAUGUAACUGAAAGGUAAUUUCUACCUUUGCUAUACUGCUUCAUUCUCUAGUCCCAAGUGAAUGAUUACAGUUUUUACAAUAGCGAUAUUUAAUAUUGCGUAAACGGUGGUGGUAAACAGUGAUCAUAAGUUACUCAAUUUGAAACGGGGCUUUACUUUUAUACAGGUAUGCACUAAGAUGAAUAGCAUCUUAUGCACCUUUUGUACUGAUGCGGAGCAGAGUUGAGGUCAUUUCGCCCCGGUCUGUUAAAUUGGACAUGAAAUGUAUGCUGCAAAAGUAAUCCAAUACCUGAAUUGACUGGAAUUUUUAUGUGUGAUGGUGGUGGACAUGUAUGCUUGUGGGAUGUACAGACGAUUUCAUAAAACAAAUUCCAGGUAUUUGAAUGAUGGCACAUUUUUGUCAGUACCAAAUUCAUUUAUACAUUCAAUUGUGUAAAUUUGGUAUUUUAAACUACUCCUGUAAAUAUACUUUAUAGUAAAAUAAACCAUGACAGUCAUUGGUUUAAUUCGCUUCUAAAUACAUACAACUUAGUGAAUAAUUGUCAGAAGACUUUCAUUUCUCCUGGAUACUAUUAUGUGCCGUUUACCACAUGCAAUACACCCCGACCAAGAUACAGGCAGCUGAUAAAAUGAGCCAUUUAUCUAAAAGUUCUAAGUUAAGAAAGAGAGAGACAGGGGUAAAGAAAAGAGGAAGCCAUUUCAGUCUAUUUAUUUCAUCACUGUUCCAAAGUGUUACACAGUGACCAACAGAACUGCACUCCCCUCAGUAGAGACACCAUACAGACAAGACUCUACAGGAGUUUGAAUAAUUUCCCCAAUUUCAAUUCACAUAAAAUACAUAUAAAAAAAGUAGAGCACUCUGGAUUCAGGCUCGCCUGAGCAAAACUGAAAGCCACCCUCCGCCUUUUGCCUAGUUGCAACCUCAGUUUUUUUUAUAUAAGAGCCACCUUAAUAGGGCUACGAGUAACGUGGUAAAAAUGAACAGCAAAAUGAAGGGGGGGGGGGGGGG
This is a messenger RNA of Salvelinus namaycush (lake trout), 2781 nucleotides long. Its product is annotated as solute carrier family 49 member A3-like. The transcript has 10 exons. Gene Ontology annotation, cellular component: membrane. Gene Ontology annotation, molecular function: transmembrane transporter activity. Gene Ontology annotation, biological process: transmembrane transport. NCBI's taxonomy places the organism in Eukaryota, Metazoa, Chordata, Actinopteri, Salmoniformes, Salmonidae. Bases 197 to 1633 code for a protein of 478 amino acids. The record is from RefSeq and is a predicted model, not a curated record.